AUGGAGGUAACUGACUUGCUUGAGGCUUAUAAUUCUACAAACGAUGAUGAUAUUAAAUAUAUGCUUUUAAAAAAAGAGAAGAAGAUUUCUAAUAAAGAGGAUUUAUACAAGUUUAUUUGGGAACUUUCACUGCCGAUCUUACAACGGUCCAUUCAAGGAACUACUUCGUCUCAAAUACUAGGGGAUUUACUCUCACAGGAAGUUUUGCCUUUUACAAUUGGGGCUUAUUUUCAAGAUAUGAGGAUACAUGAAGUGGUUGAAGAAAGUAAACCAAUAAUAUCUUUAAUUUGUGAGUCCUGUAAAAAUUACUGUACAGAAAGUGAUAUAUUUUUGCAAGCAUUGAGAAACAUACUGCAAAAUUUUAUCGAAAGAGACAUUUUGUUUGUGUAUGAUGAAUGUUUUGAUGAUUCAACCAACAUAGUUACUUACUUUUGUUCUAUAUCGAGUAGUGGGCCUCUUUAUACAGAAUGUCUGACACUGCUUCUGAAGCUGUGCUACAAUGGACAAGAAAAGUCAAUACCAGCCGUUCUACUCGAUAGCAUUCUUUCGGUAGCAGAUAAAGGCUCAAAUACCGUGAUUACAAAUGAUUUAUUGAAAACCAUGUGUAAGCUGACGACUAGUUGGGAGUUGGACGUAGUAACUGAACGCAUUUCUCUGAGUGCUUUCCUGACCAUUUCAUGCUACUGGUACAAGUUUACGCCAAGCGUAACCCAUCUAUUCGUGAAUUUCUUAAUACCGAUGCUAGCUUCUGAAAUGAACACUUUAGAAGUAUUGAAAAUAAUUCAAAAUUUGUCGCCUUUCUUUCAAAUAAGGUCAGUUAGUACUGGAAAGGUAUAUCUAGACACUGAGCUUGUUGAAAAGCUGAAAUCCAGCGUGAAGCAAUUGCUUGCAAGUACUAAUGAUACGAUAGGUUUUUAUGAGUCCGGACUACGGGGGAGAAAUGGAAAUUUAAAGAUAGAAAACGAUCCUAUUGACUCAGACCAAAAGAACUAUAUAUCUCAGCUUGAUUUUUCUGAUGAUGAAGACGAGAUAGAGUUUGAAAACGAAAAUAUGGUCUCGUCUAAUAUUCCAUCGAAUGAAAUACUGAAAUUGAGGGAGAUUCAACAACUUUUGUUAGACGUUGAGGACAAAAUUAAUGCUGUAGAUGUUGCUGUUGUUGUUGGUCAUGACCACGACGAAGCAAUGGUGGAUGUGCUUGAUUUGAAAGAGAUAUCCGUAGGUCUAAACAAUUUCCCUAGUAAAGCAAUAUUGUUAGCAACAUUAUUUCAUAAGUUGCGUAUAGGAAAAGACGAGAUUGAAUUAUCAACUCUACAGACUUCUCUCAAUGUAACUGAGCAAUUGAUUAAGAACAAAGAGCAAAUAAAUCUCACGAUGGAGGAACAAUCGAAAUUAUGUGAGCUUAUUUUACCAUAUCUACAGAAAAACAAACGUUUCGUGAACAUCUUGAAAGUAGGGAAUAUGAAACAGAAAAUUGAUGAUGGGAAGUCAUUAAGAUUGUCCAUUCUUGUUAUCUUACAACAAGUUGAUGAACUUCCCUUUAAUGUUUGUGGUGAAAUUUUGAAAACUGUGAUAGAUUACAGUUUGCUACAUACACAAGAUGAUCUAAGCUUAGCAAUUGAAAUUGUCUCACGCUUAAUUGUGAGGUACUAUCAUGCAUUUGAGGGUUUAGACAAGGAUUGGUACAAUGAAAAUGUCUAUAGUCCUUUAGUAAACUAUAGGUUCGCAGAACCUGAUGCUCAGAGACGAAUCUCAGAAUUAUUGUCAAAAUAUAAAUCUUUUGCUGUAAGUAAAUCCAUAUAA
Molecule: messenger RNA, 1800 nt
Organism: Kazachstania africana CBS 2517
Lineage: Eukaryota; Fungi; Ascomycota; Saccharomycetes; Saccharomycetales; Saccharomycetaceae
Gene: LAG2
Product: Lag2p
Exons: 1
Coding region: 1-1800 (599 amino acids)
Source: RefSeq, a predicted model, not a curated record